Corythoichthys intestinalis (scribbled pipefish) is the source of this 1138-nucleotide messenger RNA. RefSeq names its product cytosolic iron-sulfur assembly component 2A (gene ciao2a). The record is from RefSeq and is a predicted model, not a curated record. Lineage: Eukaryota; Metazoa; Chordata; Actinopteri; Syngnathiformes; Syngnathidae. Bases 213 to 602 code for a protein of 129 amino acids. The transcript is spliced from 5 exons.
CCUGCUGUUGCUCCCUGCAGCUGAUCUGAGAACAGUUGCGACUUGAAUAUCUGCUGUUGUUGUCGUGCUGUCAGUUUACUUGGUGGUCUUCUUCCAAGUUGUCACUUUAAAUUGUGUGUUUCUGGAUGUUAUCAUGACCGUCACACACGCUGGUUUUUAACCGCCACCUCGGGCCAAAGUUUGACCCCAGGAAUGUUUCGAGAAGCACAAGAAUGGAAGAGAAAGCGUUAGAAGUUUACGAUGUGAUCAGAACCAUCCGUGACCCGGAAAAGCCCAACACACUAGAGGAACUUGAUGUGGUGACAGAGAAGUGUGUGGAGGUCCGCGAGUUGGGCCCCGAAGAGUACCUCAUCAUCAUCAAGUUCUCCCCGACCGUCCCGCACUGCUCGCUAGCCACCCUAAUCGGUUUGUGUUUACAAGUCAAGCUUCAGAGAUGUCUUCCCUUCAAACAUAAACUGGAGAUUUACAUCAGCGAGGGGACGCACACCACCGAAGAGGACAUCAACAAGCAGAUCAACGACAAGGAACGGGUGGCUGCCGCCAUGGAGAACCCCGACCUCAGGGACAUCGUGGAGCAGUGCGUCAUUGAACCUGACGACUGACAGCACAUGCGCUGCUCACGUCGUGUGCGUCUAGGGGUGUGUGUGUGUGUAUAUAUACAGGACCAUAUAGAGUAGUCAUUUUUGUACAGUUCCUGUCAAUCGGGGUUAUGAGUCCCAGGCAUUUGUUAUUAACAGAAGUGGAAGGUUCACAUCCUUGCACCAUGUUGUGCUUUCCUUCCUACAAAUAAAAAUGUGUCAAUGGUGACAGGCACAUACCAUUUUUAAAUCAUACAUUGAAACAAAUAUCAUAGUUUUGUGUUGGCUUCCAUAGAGAAUUUUUUAUUAAAAACAUUAAUCAAAAGUGUGUCAUUCUUGACUCAAAUGAACUUAACGACCUGUUUACAACUUUUUGGAGCUCAUCACACCGAUGCAAGUUAGCAUGGAAGCAGUCAGUGUAUUUGUCCAAUUUGUCCAUGAAUGUGAGCCAUAAAAAGAUAUAUUAUAAACAUUUUUAAUGCCACCCGAAUCAUGACUCAGUAUAGUGAUUGAAAAAUAGUUGAUCUGAAAAUGUUAAAAUCAGCAUAUUGGCAUCAUCU